Molecule: messenger RNA, 1626 nt
Organism: Aspergillus pseudoviridinutans
Lineage: Eukaryota; Fungi; Ascomycota; Eurotiomycetes; Eurotiales; Aspergillaceae
Exons: 2
Coding region: 1-1626 (541 amino acids)
Biological process (GO): carbohydrate transport; transmembrane transport
Cellular component (GO): membrane
Molecular function (GO): carbohydrate:proton symporter activity
Source: RefSeq, a predicted model, not a curated record
AUGGGAGCUGCUGGCGGUGGCUGGUCCAACGCGGCCAUCAAACAGGUUCCGGCCCCAGCUCGCAGGGCUUAUGUCUGGCUAGCCGUGAUUUGGGCCUCCUACUGUGGUGGUCUUCAUGGAUUCAAUACAGCGAACAUCUCGGGGACCAUGACUCUUAAGCCUUUUAUUAAGGACUUCGGGUGGACACACCUCUCUUCAAAACAAAUCUCCAACUACUCGGGAUGGGUUGUCUCGUCCAUGUUACUGGGUCAAAUCCUUGGUGUCGUGGUCUCUGGACCGUUGGGUGAGCGUCGUGGUCGAAAAUCUGUCAUCAUGUCCGCCGCCAUCUUCUACACAAUCGGUGCCAUCUUGAUGGGUGUCAACUUUGGUUCUCUGGCCGAGCUGCUGGUCGGAAGAGUUAUGUCUGGAAUCGGCUCUGGGCUUGGAAUGACCGUCGGCCCUAUCUACAUCUCAGAAGUCGCACCAACCGAAAUGCGCGGUAUGAUGACCACAUUUUACAACAUCAACAUCAUGAGCGGUGUUGCGGGAAGCUACUGGAUCAACUUUGCCUCGUAUGAACAUGUCUCGCCGCAGAAUAGCUGGCAGUGGCGAGCUACGCUGGUUCUUCAGUUGAUUCCUGCGAUUGACCUCUUCAUCGGCUUUCCCUUCUUCCCCGAAAGCCCUCGCUACUUGAUGAUGAGAGGAAGAGUGGAGGCUGCCCGACAGAGCCUUCUGGAAAUUCGCGGCCUCGAUGAAAACGAGAUUUAUUUUAGCCGUGAGUAUGACGAACUCAGAGGUCGGGUGGAUGCAACUGCCGAGAGUCAAUCUGCCUGGCAAUCCACCAAGUCACUGUUGAGUACAUGCAUGACUGAUCCCCCAACCCGCAAGAUGCUCUUAUUUGUCAUGAUCGUCCAAACAUUCUUCAUUAUGAGUGGUGGGAACUCGAUUACCUACUAUGCGCCGACCAUUCUGAAGUCAAUCGGUCUCAAAUCCAGUCAAGUCCUCUUGUUUUCUGCCGUUUAUGGUAUGAUCAAGGUUGCUAGUGUGCUGUUUUAUGCCUUCUAUCUGACCGAUCGCUUUGGUCGGCGGCCACUGUUGAUUAUCGGCUCAUCAAUGAAUAGCGUGUGUCUAUUCUACCUCGCAGUUUACCUAGGAGUCGCCGAUAUUUCUGGAUCUGCCAGUCCGUCGCCCGCAGCAUGGGUUGCAAUCGUUGCCAUCUGCAUCUUCGCAAUUGGCUAUGGAUUCGGAUGGGCACCUGUCUUCUCACUUACGGCUUCUGAGAUCUGCCCGACCUCGACACGAGGAACAGUAGUGACAAUUGCCUUCAUCUAUCAGAAUCUGCUGAACUUUGCCAUCACUCGUGGAUUCCCCAGCAUGACUGUGGACAUGCACGCGUGUGGCCCCUUCGCCCUGUUCACUGCUUUCACUGGUUGUGCCACGGUCUGGGUCUUCUUUGCUUUCCCGGAAUGCAAAGGACGCAGCAUGGAGAGCGCGGGAGCUUUGUUCUCUUUGCCUUGGUAUAAGAUUGGUUUUGUCAAAGCCCCAACUGCCGAGUACGAGGCCGCUGAGAGACAAGUAGACUUGGAGAAAGCAUCAUCUGCGGAGCACGAGGAACACGUUGUUGGAGAGGACCACAAAUCGGGCUAG